This is a messenger RNA of Nyctereutes procyonoides (raccoon dog), 3478 nucleotides long. RefSeq names its product signal recognition particle subunit SRP54. Gene Ontology annotation, molecular function: endoplasmic reticulum signal sequence receptor activity; 7S RNA binding; GTPase activity. NCBI's taxonomy places the organism in Eukaryota, Metazoa, Chordata, Mammalia, Carnivora, Canidae. The record is from RefSeq and is a predicted model, not a curated record. The transcript is spliced from 18 exons. Bases 700 to 2427 code for a protein of 575 amino acids. Gene Ontology annotation, biological process: SRP-dependent cotranslational protein targeting to membrane; SRP-dependent cotranslational protein targeting to membrane, translocation. Gene Ontology annotation, cellular component: cytosol; signal recognition particle, endoplasmic reticulum targeting.
CUCAAUGGCACCAUCUCAUCCUUCCCCUCUUAGCUGGCAGGGCACAGCGUAACCACUUUUUCUUAAAGUGACUGAUGCCGGAACUCUUUCCUGAGAUCGCAUCCCUAGAGGGCAUCCUAUCUUGUCACUUUGCUGUCGCAGUGAUGGAGCGCUAGGAAACGGAAUGUCAGAAAGCUAGUCGAAGCAAAGAAACAUCUCAAUAAACCUUCUCGGUAAAAGCACUGAAAGAAUGCGGCAGGUGCCCCGGAAGCGGAAGUGUAUCCUUUUCAUGAAAGGCUGGACUUCGCGGAGUGGUGACGUUUCCUCAUUGGGCGGAAGGUUCGGUGGCAAUCGUCGGUCUUCCAGCUGGUGGGAGUUGGCGUCGCUGUGCUGGGCGCUGGAGCCCUAGUUUGUAUAGUUUGGGAAGUCGGGCUUUGGAGUCGCACCUGUCUGACCCCUGAUUUCCUUGGUUUCCUUCCGCGGCGCGGGGGCCUCGCGAAAGAAUCCCCGGCCCCUUUGGGCCGCAGCGGUAGCGGUGCUUUUUUGCGGUGAGGAAAGUAAGGCUCAGAGAGAUUAAGUAACUUGCCCAAAGUAACACAGCCAGUAUGUAACAGAGCUGGGAUUUGAAUCCAAGUCUGUCAGACUCCCAAGCCCAUGCUCUUUCCAGUACUUCACACUACAGCAGAUUUUCUUGUAAUCACAUCUUAAAGCUACUUCAAGAUGGUACUAGCAGACCUUGGAAGAAAAAUAACAUCAGCAUUACGCUCAUUGAGCAAUGCCACCAUUAUCAAUGAAGAGGUAUUAAAUGCCAUGCUAAAAGAAGUAUGUACAGCAUUACUGGAAGCAGAUGUUAAUAUUAAACUAGUGAAGCAACUAAGAGAAAAUGUAAAGUCUGCUAUUGAUCUUGAAGAGAUGGCAUCUGGGCUUAACAAAAGAAAAAUGAUUCAACAUGCUGUGUUUAAAGAACUGGUGAAGCUUGUAGACCCUGGAGUUAAAGCAUGGACACCGACUAAAGGAAAACAGAAUGUGAUCAUGUUUGUUGGAUUGCAAGGGAGUGGUAAAACAACAACAUGUUCAAAGUUAGCAUAUUAUUACCAGAGGAAAGGUUGGAAGACCUGUUUGAUAUGUGCAGACACAUUCAGAGCAGGAGCUUUUGACCAACUAAAACAGAAUGCUACCAAAGCAAGAAUUCCAUUCUAUGGAAGCUAUACAGAAAUGGAUCCUGUUAUCAUUGCCUCUGAAGGAGUGGAGAAAUUCAAAAAUGAAAAUUUUGAAAUUAUUAUUGUUGAUACAAGUGGACGCCAUAAACAGGAAGACUCUUUGUUUGAAGAAAUGCUUCAAGUUGCUAACGCUAUACAACCUGAUAACAUUGUUUAUGUGAUGGAUGCCUCCAUUGGACAGGCUUGUGAAGCCCAGGCAAAGGCUUUUAAAGAUAAAGUAGAUGUAGCUUCGGUAAUAGUGACAAAACUUGAUGGCCAUGCAAAAGGAGGCGGUGCACUCAGUGCAGUUGCUGCCACAAAAAGUCCAAUUAUUUUCAUUGGUACAGGGGAACACAUAGAUGAUUUUGAACCUUUCAAAACACAGCCUUUUAUCAGCAAGCUUCUUGGUAUGGGUGACAUCGAAGGACUGAUAGAUAAAGUCAAUGAGUUGAAGUUGGAUGACAAUGAAGCACUUAUAGAGAAGUUAAAACAUGGUCAGUUUACGUUGCGAGACAUGUAUGAACAAUUUCAAAAUAUCAUGAAGAUGGGCCCCUUCAGUCAGAUCUUGGGUAUGAUCCCUGGUUUUGGUACAGAUUUUAUGAGCAAAGGAAAUGAACAAGAGUCAAUGGCAAGGCUAAAAAAGUUAAUGACAAUAAUGGAUAGUAUGAAUGAUCAAGAACUUGACAGUACUGAUGGUGCCAAGGUUUUUAGUAAGCAACCAGGAAGAAUCCAGAGAGUAGCAAGAGGAUCAGGUGUGUCAACAAGAGAUGUUCAAGAACUUUUGACACAAUAUACCAAAUUUGCACAGAUGGUAAAAAAGAUGGGAGGUAUCAAAGGACUUUUCAAAGGUGGUGACAUGUCUAAGAAUGUGAGCCAGUCACAGAUGGCAAAACUGAAUCAACAAAUGGCCAAAAUGAUGGAUCCAAGAGUUCUUCAUCACAUGGUGUGUGACUUUCUUGGAGAGAAGAUUGCAUCUGUUUUGGGCAUUAGCACCCCAAAAUACCAAUAUGCCAUUGAUGAGUAUUACCGGAUGAAGAAGGAGGAAGAAGAAGAAGAAGAGGAAAACAGGAUGCCUGAGGAAGCAGAAAGACAAUAUAAGCAGAAUAAACUGCAGGCUGAUCCCAUUGUCCAGACAGAUCAACCAGAAACAAUGGUAUCCAGUUCAUUUGUGAAUCUCAAUUUUGAAAUGGAGGGAGACUGUGAAGUAAUUAUGGAAAGCAAACAAAACCCAGUCUCUGUCCCACCGUAGAAUGACUAUCAAACUUCAAAUUCUAGGGUUUUUGUAAUACCAGGAACUUUCACAUUCUUUAUUCAGUGGGACUUAAUACAGUUAUUUAUAUUUUAAAUUAUUAAGUUAUCUGGAAAGGCAAAAAUGUUUCUUCAUUCUUAGGCUCUAUCUAGCAAAAGCCAGAUCUGAAAUUUGAUUAUUUGUACUAUGCUUUUACUGUGUAUCAAAUUAGUGCUUUGGUUUUAGAAUGUUCUUUAAAAAAACUAAGGACAUUGUAGAGCCCUAAUUGCCAAAAAUAAGAGUUAAAUUAUCAAGCUUGUCUGUUGUGUUUGUAAGAAAAAAAUAGUUAAAAUUACUGAUUAAGACUAAUUGGAGCUGAUUUUCCUAGUUUCAGAUUAAAAUGAGGAUUCCCCCCCCCCCAGAUUUCUCAUGUUGUCUUACAUUUAUAUAUCUAACCAUUAAUUUCAUACUAAGGAUGGUUCACUGAGUGUAUAAUAAAAGGAGCAAGAUAAAAGCACUUUGAUUUUUCUUUCCUUGAAAAUAUUUCAUGAAAAGGUAAUUGAGUUUAUAAUAACACCAAUUCUUUAUUUUUGGGGGGGGGUUCCAUUUUUUAAUGCAGGUUUCUUACCCUUUUUUUUUUCCAGCAGUUAUGCAAAUUAAAUAACUAGCUUUGAACAUGUUAAAAACACUAGUUAUAGGAUGUAUUUAUUAAUGUAUUUGUAUUCAAGUGGUAAUACCUAGUGAUUAUCCACAUGGCAUCCUGAUUUUGUCACUCAGUGGAACUUGAACACUUCUUGUGGGUCAGCAGUUGGGAGGGAGGUGGGUGGGGUGAGGGACAGAUGAAGAUUUGAUCCUUCAGGGGCAUACUAUUGAAUACUGUACAAGGCCCAGGGUAGCAUAGUGAAGUUUCCAGUCAUUCCCUUCUUUGAAGUAGCAACAGUACUUAACAGGACAGUUUACUUAACCCAGGUUUGGCCUCUAGAGCCCACUGUGCUAUGAGCAAAGCUUACAAAAGUAUAAUAUGAAACUAACUUUGAAAAUAUUCCUAAAUAUAUGCUUAUUAUAAUCUUGA